Impatiens glandulifera is the source of this 1007-nucleotide messenger RNA. RefSeq names its product vesicle transport protein SFT2B-like. The transcript has 5 exons. NCBI's taxonomy places the organism in Eukaryota, Viridiplantae, Streptophyta, Magnoliopsida, Ericales, Balsaminaceae. Gene Ontology annotation, cellular component: membrane. The record is from RefSeq and is a predicted model, not a curated record. Gene Ontology annotation, biological process: vesicle-mediated transport. The coding region runs from base 109 to 567 and encodes 152 amino acids.
CCGUCUUCUUGAAUCUUGAAGCAAAAUUAUUUCUUCAAACAGUUCUCACCUGCCAGCUUCUUAGUGAGCAAGAUAGAGAAAUCGAAUCAGGUUUUUCUGUACGGAAGAAUGGAGAAGAUGAAUCAUGCUUUUGAGAAGGUCAAGAUUUUGGUUGGUAUGGAGGUCGAAGAAGAAGAACCGGCUCAAGAAGAGAGCUCUUUCGCAUUCAUAGACGACUUCAAUCGCAACUGCACCUUCUCUACCAAGCAGAGGCUUUAUGGGUUUGCAAUAUGCUUGGCUUCGGGUUUGACCUUUACCCUCCUGUCACUGCUUGUUUUCUUCAACCCAAUCAAAUUUGGAAUAACUUUCACAUUUGGCAAUUUAAUGUCACUUGGGAGCACAGCAUUUCUCAUUGGCCCACAAAGACAAUUUUCAAUGAUGCUGGACCCUGUUCGCAUUUACGCAACGGCCAUAUACUUUGCAAGCAUGAUAAUAGCACUCUUUUGUGCGCUCUAUGUCCACAACAAGAUAUUGACACUUUUCGCCAUCAUCUUGGAGUUUGGAGCACUUAUUUGGUAUGUCCUAUGAGCUAUUUGUUGCCAAUAAAUUGUAUUCUAUUGUCUGCCUUGCUUUAGACAUCUAAUGUGUUUGAAUUUCACAUAAAGUUAAGAAUGAUAUUGAUAUGUGAAAAUAUAGGAAGUAUAAGUCUUUUUCUUUCCUAGGCAUGAUUUAUGCAAUCUGCUGUCUUUUCUAGAACUUUUCAUCUAUAUUGAAUGAGUUAGAUGAUAUUUUGACUGCCUAUUUUUUUUUUCCUUGGAGUAAUCUUUAUCAUUAAGUUUGUUUUCUGCAUACCGCCAACCCAAAUAAAAUAUAGAAAGUAUUAACAUUGUUUAUACUAGCUAAAUAACAGCAAAGGUGAAUUUGGAUAAAUGUUUAUGCAAAAUAUCUAUUUAGUGAAUGAGUCGCAUUAUUUAAGUAUACUCUCCAUAUAUUUAUUUAUUUCUUGAAAGAAGGUAAACUUUUUUAAC